AUGCUGAAGCUGCUGGCACUGUCCCUCCUGGCUAGUCUGGUGUACUCGGCCCCUUGUCCAGCCAAUCAGUGAGUGGGCAUCAUGGGAGGACAUGAGGCAUCUGAGAGUAAGUGGCCCUGGCAGGUGAGCCUGAGAUUUAAAUUAAACUACUGGAUGCAUUUCUGCGGAGGCUCCCUCAUCCGCCCACAGUGGGUGCUCACUACAGCACACUGUGUGAGUCUCCCUGGGCCUGGCAUCAAAAGCCCAGAGCUCUUCCGGGCGCAGCUUCGUGAGCAGUAUCUGUACUAUGGGGACCAGCUACUCUCUAUGAACCAGAUCGUUGUGCACUCCCACUAUUACACGGCUGAGGGCGGGGCAGACAUUGCCCUGCUGGAGCUUGAGGUACCUGUGAAUGUCUCCACCCAUAUUCACCCCAUAUCCUUGCCCCCUGCCUCGGAGACCUUCCCCUCAGGGACAUCGUGCUGGGUGACAGGCUGGGGCGACAUUGAUAAUGACAAGCCUCUCCCACCACCUUAUCCUCUGAAGCAAGUGAAGGUGCCCAUUGUGGAAAACAGCCUGUGUGAUCGGAAGUACCACACUGGCCUCUACACAGGAGAUGACUUUUCCAUUGUCCAUGAUGGCAUACUGUGUGCUGGAAAUACCAGGAGAGACUCCUGCCGGGGCGACUCAGGGGGGCCACUGGUCUGCAAAGUGAAGGGUACCUGGCUGCAAGCAGGCGUGGUCAGCUGGGGUAAGGGCUGUGCACAGCCCAACAAGCCUGGCAUCUAUACCCGGGUGACGUACUACUUGGACUGGAUCCACCGCUAUGUCCCUGAGCAUUCCUGA
Mus pahari (shrew mouse) is the source of this 825-nucleotide messenger RNA. RefSeq names its product tryptase beta-2-like. Lineage: Eukaryota; Metazoa; Chordata; Mammalia; Rodentia; Muridae. Gene Ontology annotation, molecular function: serine-type endopeptidase activity. Gene Ontology annotation, biological process: proteolysis. The record is from RefSeq and is a predicted model, not a curated record. The transcript is spliced from 5 exons.